AUGAAGUCUGGCAUCCACAUGGUGGUGAUGCCAGCGACACAUAGCCUUGAGGCUUCAAGUCGCAAAAUCACAGAAAUAACCCCGCAGAGCCCGAUAGCCCCUUUGGAAGCCCUGUAUGAAGAGGCACAAAGCAUCAUUCGUGAGAUGCCAGAGAUCGGACAAGCAUCAUUUCCAGGGGGACAUCAGGACUACGGGGAUGUCCGUGGUUUCGUGUCGGCGUUCGGCGUCUAUCCCAAGGCUCACGCAUUGGCCGCGACUGGGUUCUACCACGAACACAUGGCGAUUCGAAACAUCGACGAUGAUUUCGCCGCCACAGUCAAUCAUUUCUCCGAGUCGCAGCGGGCUUUCUAUCAGGCAGCCAUGCUAUUACCUCGGGAUGACGAGCAGCACAUCUUUCAAUUCAGGGUUCCCCUCCGCAUCAUGAAACAGCUCCGACUUGAUGCACCGGGAGCGAGGAAGAUCUGGGAAUACGCGUUCGAUACUAAGGGGGCGGGGCAGGGGAUAUUCAUGAAUCGGCUGAUAGAGAAGGACUCGCGGUUCGAACGGAAGAUGAGGCAGGACAUAGCGGACGGGAAGUUCACUCCGGACAGUGUUAUACCGCUGGACUACUUCAAAGAGAAUGCCAAGUAA
Fomitopsis serialis is the source of this 630-nucleotide messenger RNA. RefSeq lists its product as uncharacterized. Bases 1 to 630 code for a protein of 209 amino acids. Lineage: Eukaryota; Fungi; Basidiomycota; Agaricomycetes; Polyporales; Fomitopsidaceae. The record is from RefSeq and is a predicted model, not a curated record. The transcript is spliced from 4 exons.